AUGUUCAAUCCAGAGCUCAAGGCACUGGACAUUGAAUCAAGCUGGAAUCAAAUAAUCCCCACCAACCAAACACCCUCAGCGAAGACAUUGGACCAGACUCCCAUCUCUUCGAUCGGCAGUGGGAUCGCGCCAACCCUUCCACCUGAGAAUUCAACAGUCAACACGAGACCACCGAGAGUACUCUCCCAAUUGCAGAAGUGGGAUCGCGCAAACUCAAGAAAUUCCGAAAAGUCAGCUACAAGACUCUACACCCUCGAUGCAAGCCACAUGAUGUCUCCGGCAGUCUCGGUGGAACUUAUAUCGGUUUAG
Messenger RNA from Penicillium crustosum, 309 nucleotides. RefSeq lists its product as uncharacterized. The transcript is spliced from 2 exons. The record is from RefSeq and is a predicted model, not a curated record. NCBI's taxonomy places the organism in Eukaryota, Fungi, Ascomycota, Eurotiomycetes, Eurotiales, Aspergillaceae. The coding region runs from base 1 to 309 and encodes 102 amino acids.